Spirometra erinaceieuropaei is the source of this 2562-nucleotide messenger RNA. The record is from the annotation of a GenBank genome assembly. NCBI's taxonomy places the organism in Eukaryota, Metazoa, Platyhelminthes, Cestoda, Diphyllobothriidea, Diphyllobothriidae.
AUGCAGGACGCCUGGACUGCUAGCAAAGCUGAGGAGAUCCAAGUCUACGCGGACCGCAACGAAUGGAAGAACUUCUUCUCUGCGAUCAAAGCUGUCUACGGUCCACCGACAAAGGGCCUUGCUCCUCUCCUCAGCGCCGACGGCAGCACUCUCCUGACUGAGAAGACGCAAAUCCUUCAGCGAUGGGCCGAGCAUUUCCGAGACGUCCUAAACCGCCCUUCCGCCAUCUCCGACGCCGCCAACGUGCGUUUGCCGCAAGUCGAGACCAACGCGGACCUCGACCUCCCACCAUCUCUCCAGGAAACCAUCAGGGCCGUGCAGCAGCUCUGCAGCGGGAAAGCACCCGGAUCGAACGCAAUCCCUGCUGAGGUCUACAAACCCGGAGGUCCCCAACUCAUGGAUCACCUGACUGCGCUCUUCCAGGAGAUGUGGCGUCAAGGUGAAGUUCCGCAAGAUUUCAAGGACGCAACAAUCGUGCACCUAUACAAGCGAAAAGGGAAUCGCCAAAUCUGCGACAAUCACCGUGGAAUCUCCUUGCUGAACAUCGCCGGGAAGAUCUUCGCUAGCAUACUUCUCAACCGCCUCAAUAACCAUCUGGAACAGGGCCUUCUGCCGGAAAGCCAGUGCGGCUUCCGUCGUCAUCGUGGGACCACGGAUAUGAUCUUCGCCGCCCGCCAACUUCAGGAGAAGUGUCAGGAGAUGCGGACCCACCUGUACUCUACCUUCGUGGACCUGACGAAAGCCUUCGACACGGUGAAUCGUGAAGGACUGUGGAAGAUCAUGCAGAAAUUCGGCUGUCCGGAGCGAUUCACUCAGAUGGUGCAUCAGCUGCACGACGGCAUAAUGGCGCGAGUCACGGACAACGGAGCUGUCUCAGAGGCAUUCGCAGUGACUAACGGAGUGAAACAGGGAUGCGUGCUGGCACCAACCCUCUUCAGUCUUAUGUUCUCUGUCAUGCUGAUGGACGCCUACCGCGACGAACGUCCCGGGAUUCGCAUCGCCUACAGGACGGACGGUCACCUCCUGAAUCAACGGCGGAUGCACUUCCAAUCACGCGUUUCCACAACAACCGUUCACGAACUCCUCUUCGCCGACGACUGCGCCCUGAACACCACCUCAGAAGAGGAGAUGCAACGGAGCAUGGACCUGUUCUCCGCCGCCUGCGAGAAUUUUGGUUUGGUCAUUAACACGCAGAAGACGGUGGUGAUGCACCAACCGCCACCCAACUCAGCCACAGCCCCCAACGCGUCGCCGCAAAUCAGCGUGAAUGGGACCCUACUGCAAGUGGUGGAUAACUUCCCUUACCUGGGCAGCACUCUCUCCCGCACCACCAAGAUUGAUGACGAAGUCGCCAACAGGAUCUCGAAAGCCAGCCAAGCCUUCGGUCGUCUCCAAAGCACAGUUUGGAAUCGUCACGGUCUUCAACUGAACACGAAACUGAAGAUGUACAAGGCCGUUAUCCUGCCGACGCUACUGUACGGAGCAGAGACCUGGAUGGCACGCCGUCUUAACCACUUCCACCUCAGUUGUCUUUGUCGAAUCCUGCGUCUGAACUGGCAGGAUCGCAUUCCCGACAGUGAUGUGCUGGAACGAACGGGAAUGCUCAGCAUCUACUCCAUGCUGAGACAAAUGCAGCUGCGCUGGAGCGGCCACCUGGUGCGCAUGGACGACGAGCGGCUACCCAAACGACUCUUCUACGGAGACGUCGCGACGGGUUCUCGUCGUCAAGGAGGCCCAAUUCGUCGAUACAAGGAUACCCUGAAGUCCUCCCUGAAGCUACUGCAAAUCAACCCGACCAACUGGGAAGAGCUCGCCUGCGAUCAUCCAGCAUGGAGGAGAACAGUGAAGACGGGCGCUGCUAUCCACGAAGCCAACCGCAUCGCCGCCGCCAAAGCAAAACGCGAAGCCCGCAAAUCACAACUGCGCCCAGUCAGCAACGCUGUCGCACAACUGCUUCCAACGUGUCCUCGAUGUAAGCGGACAUUCCGGGCACGAAUCGGACUUGUUGGACAUCUUCGGAUCAACUGUACCUCUCGAACUGCACCAAACUUCAUCCCCCCGCUCGCGUCAUCCUCGUCCUCUCUGCCGCCGAAUAACUCUGUGAAUUCUUCUGCACCACCACUUCCAUCCUCCUCCUCCCCAUCCUCCUCCUCCUCCUCAUCCCCCUCCUCCUCCCCCUCCUCCUCCUCUGCCUCCUCUGCCUUCUCUGCCUCCUCUGCCUCCUCCUCCUCCACCACCACCACCACUGCCCCAACGGCGGCCGCUCAGGCAGCCGUCUCGCAUAUCUCCGACCGCGACACAACAACCGGCACCACCCCCGCCUCUCCCGACUCCAGCAAUGAGAAUCAGGACUACACCUGUCCUCACUGCGAUCGCACCUUCACCUCACACGUCGGCCUGGUCGGUCACUUGCGAAUCCAUCGCACAGAGACCAGAGCACCAGUGCCUGGAGCACCAACCUACACCCACCAAGCUCGUCUCAACUGUCCACACUCUCCUCGCACUUUCGGGCACCGCAUGGGCCUAUUCGGCCACAUGCGCAUCCACAACGACCUGCGGUAG